UACCGGGGGUGGAGGAGGAGAAGCAGGGUCGACUAUUUACACCGCUCAGCCAGAGAGAGGCUGCAGUCCACUUCUCCGUCCUGCACAGUCGGCAUCGAGCAUCCAUAUGACGAACGCACUUUUGGAUUGGGAGCGCAGACUGAGACGGGUCUACUGCUGGAACACUCUUACUGCCUGGAAGACGUUUGAGUUUUAAAACUCUUCCGUAGAUAUAAAUCUGCACGUGUGUAUCAGAGCUCCAUUUACCUCGGGCACUGGAGCAAAAAUCAUUUUAAAACCUCCGAACUCGCCGUUCCUCUCAGGAUAUUCACUUCUGCAAAAUCUGAGACUGCUUCUCUCUGUAAAUAUUUUUAAUUCAUUCACAAACUGCAGCUUUUUCUCCCGCAGGGCGUGCGCAGCGCAGCUGUCUCCUGCUUGCCGGCGCGUCUUUGUCAUUUUAAUAUCACUGUAAUCACCGCGCGUCUGGCUGAGUGUCGCUUUGCAUUUCAGCGCAAACUGACAAACAAUUUUGCAAGAUUAAAGUUGAUUGUGGAACUUUUCUCUUCAUUUUUUCCCUUUGGAUUGAUUUUAUUUGUGCCUUCAUUUUUACCGAGCUCCUUGUUACUGAUUUCUGGAGCAAACCCGAGGAUGUUGUUCCGCUGGUUGAACCUUCCCUCCUGGUCCACCUGUAGGUUUUUCUUUUGCUUUUUGUUGCUGCUUCAAACCCCCCGGUCUUCCUCUCCGCUAAUUACAGGUACUGAGGCCAGCUGUGACAAUGAAGGAGAGGUUCUCCACAUCCCCAACAUCACCGACAAUCCCUGCAUCACAUGUGUCUGUCUGGACGGUAAAGCAGACUGUAAGCAGGAGAAAUGUCCGCUUGUCUCUGAGGACUGUGCUCUGGUGGUGAAACAGACUGGAGCUUGCUGUGAAAGGUGUAAAGGUUGUAUGUUAGAUGGACGAUCUUAUAACAGCUCAGUAUCCUGGACCAGCUCCACGAAACCCUGCAUAACUAAACGCUGUCAGGAAGGUGUCAUCACUGAAGCAGAAGUUCAGUGUGUCAUCCACUGCAAAAACCCCAAAAACCACCCGAAGAAGUGCUGCCCUACCUGCCCCGGUUGUAUCUUUGAGGGUCGUCUAUAUAAAGAGAAGCAGGAGUUCAGUCCAGAAGGCAAACCUUGCAUCAAGUGUUCCUGCACUGGAGGCCGAACUCUCUGCACGAGGGAGGUGUGUCCUGUCCUUUCUUGUCCCUCUCACCUCACCCACACCCCGCUUGGACAGUGUUGUCCCAGAUGUCUCGGUCAGAGGAAGGUAUUUGAUCUCUCUUUAGGAAGCUGUCUUUUCCACAGUGAAGUCUAUGACAAUGGCACCUCCUUUAUACACGACAACUGUACCACCUGCACCUGCCAGAAUUCCACUGUGGUGUGCAAGAAACGCUGCUCGCAGCCAGGAACUUGCCAGGGCAGCCACUGCUGUGAGGAGUGCCUGUCCUAUGUGAAAGUGGAGGAGGUGAAGUACUGCAGAGUCCGGAACAAGAUCUACAGGGAAGGAGACAUGUGGUCAUCAGUUAACUGUACUCUCUGUACUUGCGUUAAAGGCAGCAUUGAGUGUCAGCCCAAAUCAUGUGUACCAAUCAUCAGCUGCCCCCCGAAUAAAAUCCUGAACAGAACUGGCUGCUGCCCAGUUUGCACUGAAAAGCCAGGUGUAUGCACAGUCUUUGGCGACCCGCAUUACAACACCUUUGACGGCAGGACCUUUAACUUUCAGGGUACCUGUCAGUAUGUUCUGACUCGUGAUUGUGGUGGCAUCUCUUCUGGAGGGCCUGGUAAUAAUAUCAACAGCCCAGACUCGAGCUUCACGGUGUUGGUGAAGAAUCACGCUCGAAGGACUCGCUCCUUCUCCUGGACUCAGUCUGUCGAAGUGAGGCUGGGCAGUUUGAUCCUCAGCCUGCACCAGCACCUGACAGUACGGAAGAACGGUACCCGCAUCGCCCUGCCCUACCAUGGACCUGGGGUGCAUGUAGACCUCGACGGGUACCUGCUCAAACUUACCACCAUUGCAGGUCUGGAGAUCACAUGGGACGGUGACAGUUUUGUGGAGGUUGUAGCUGCUCCUCAUCUACGCGGGCGCCUCUGCGGCCUGUGCGGCAACUACAACGGUCACAAGCGCGACGACACCAUGGGAGGUGAUGGCCAGUUCAAGUUUGACGUGGACGAGUUUGCAGAGUCGUGGCGAGUGGAGGGAAAUGAGGUUUGCACUAAACAUCAUCCGCCUCGCAGGCCGACAUCAUUCCUGUGCCCCGGCAGCGUCAAAGUCAAAUUCAGGGCUCACCGUGAGUGUCAGAAGAUAAAGUCGUGGCUUUUUAGUAAGUGCCACAGCGUGGUGGACUUCGGGUCUUUUUACAGGUCGUGUGUGACAGACAUGUGUGAAUGUCCAGUACAUAAAAACUGCUACUGUGAGUCCUUCAUCGCCUACAGCCGAGCCUGUGAGAGGGAAGGUGUGCUCGUCCUUUGGAAGCCUGAAGCUGCUUGUAUGGCCACCCAGUGUAAACAUGAUGCCGUGUACAACACCUGCGGCCCAGGCUGUACCAAAACCUGCGACAACUGGAACGAGAUCGGACCGUGCCGCAAGCCCUGCGUGGCUGGCUGCCACUGCCCUGCCAACCUGGUGAUGUUCCAGGGACGGUGCAUCAAACCCACAGCAUGCCCUGGACGGUGACCCUUGUGAGCCAGGUGGAAGGGGGUUAAAUUAGGGUGGGUCAUCUGAACUGAAACUAAGGGUCCAAACUAGCAAAGAAGAGUUUGGGAAGACACUAAAGGGUCUCAAGUUGACAGAUCAGAUGCAACAAGGUACUCAGGGUCCAUAACUUCACGAGGACGUGCGUUGUCGUGAUUUAGAUGUCAGAGAUCCAAACUUUGGUGACGGACUUAAGGGGAAACUCUGAUGAUCAUCUGAUCAUGGCAUGUUCAAGUUCUGACUUCCGCACGCCUCUUUGCCACACGGAUACUGAUACCAGUAACCACCACAGGAGGUACCAGUUACAGUCUUGCAGAGUAAAAACUGAAAUCUCAAGAGACAACUUAAGUGGCAUUUAGAGAUAUUACUCACCUAUUUCAGGAACUUCAACAUGUUGCCAUGGACCCUCAGGAAAUAGUCCUGGGCCAGAGGAUUCCUCUUAGAGCCAACAUGGUACCUGAGUUUCUCUCACGAACACAUUAAGGUGAACAACAGAGCGUCUGCGUUUGGAAUAGUGAGAUUCAAAGUCGAGAAACUCUCCGAUUCAUCAUAUCAAACUGAACUCAUCAUCUCUAUUUCAUCAUUUCAUAGUGUAAGCUAUCCAGAUUUAUAUGAAAGACAGACAGCUUUUAUAUAAUUAUUGUUCUAAUUAUUAUUAUUGUUGUUAUUAUUUGUUGUUGAUGCUGUUAAUUUAUAUAUCAGUCAAAUGACGUAAUGUCGUAGCAAGAGCCAGAAACAUGAAUAUAAUUGUGUUAUAAAUGAUUUAAAGGGAAACAAAAGCUAUUUAUGUAUUUGUUGUGUACUUUUUUGUUAUUGUUUGAAGAGAAAUGCCCAAAUGUGACUCAGCUGUUGCACCAUCGCAGGGAUUAAGUACUGUACUGUAUUAUGCUCAGUGUACAGGUUGUAGUGUUUAGUAAACUGAAGAUGUUCAUGUAAGCAUAUGUUUCACUUGAUGAUAAUUAUUUAAAACCAGCAAUAUAAUCUUUUCUCAAAG
Molecule: messenger RNA, 3706 nt
Organism: Archocentrus centrarchus (flier cichlid)
Lineage: Eukaryota; Metazoa; Chordata; Actinopteri; Cichliformes; Cichlidae
Gene: bmper
Product: BMP binding endothelial regulator
Exons: 16
Coding region: 628-2694 (688 amino acids)
Cellular component (GO): extracellular region
Molecular function (GO): protein binding
Source: RefSeq, a predicted model, not a curated record